GGAUGUCUAAUGGCCCAAGGAGUCGUAGAUGGAGAAGGUCGGCUAUGAACAGCAGUCCUCUGUUUAAUGCUACCUUCUUAAUUGAAUCAGAGAUGUACUCUACGUCUUCUAUCGUCCGUAAAGAGAGGAAUCAACAGCACGUCAGAAAAUGGAGGACAUGGAUCGAGAAAGUGCAAUACGUACAAGUUGUUGUUGUCGCAGCAGACGGCGCUAGCUUGGCAACCCUUGACGCCACCGACAAUGUUUACGAUGGGGUUGCAUUGCACACCGACCAUGGUCCUUUCGACGGGGACGACGAUUCCGAGGAGGCCGGCCAUAUCGAGGAACUACAAUCGGGGAUUCAAAUUGGACUGACCAUUGCAGCUGUUGACCUCAACGGGAUGGGCCAAUACCCCAGUGAAGAAGGUCGCGAGAGCGAGGGAAGAGACGAUAGCACGGAUGGAGAACAUGUUGAAGAACCCUCUCCGACUUGGUGGUUUGGCGAGGAUAAACUCGUGGAUCUACGAGUGUGCAACGAGUUGAAAGAACUUGAGAAGGCGAGAACAUUCCUGUCUCUCAUCGUUAUGAAGACAAAUUUGCAACCAGAACGGGGAGGCAACAGGGUGCACGAUUCGUACCAGCCAGCAAAGUCUCAAAGAGGAAAUGAGCGUUGCAUUGCACUGGAUCCGACAGGAGAUUCGACCGAGAUUCAUCUCUGGAGAUUCCAUCGACAGAUUCCGAAGUCGUUCAGUCCGAAAUUCUGA
Acaulospora colombiana is the source of this 743-nucleotide messenger RNA. The record is from the annotation of a GenBank genome assembly. NCBI's taxonomy places the organism in Eukaryota, Fungi, Glomeromycota, Glomeromycetes, Diversisporales, Acaulosporaceae.